This is a messenger RNA of Gallus gallus (chicken), 1191 nucleotides long. Its product is annotated as proline-rich protein 2-like. The transcript has a single exon. The record is from RefSeq and is a predicted model, not a curated record. Bases 1 to 1191 code for a protein of 396 amino acids. NCBI's taxonomy places the organism in Eukaryota, Metazoa, Chordata, Aves, Galliformes, Phasianidae.
AUGCCUCGCGGCGGGGGGGGCCGUCUGGAACACGGCGGCCCCGAGCUCCGAGGCCGCAUCCCGCACAAAGGCGAGGCUCAGAGCUGCUCCCCGUUACAUAAUGGCCGGGGGCCGCGGCGGGGCCGGGACGGGGCCCUUUCCGGGGGCACGGAGAUGGGAACCCCUCGAGAGGCGGGAAAAGGUCCCCCCGGGGGUCGCUCCUCGGAGGGGAUGCGGCCCCCCCGGCGGCGGCGGCGGAGGACAGCGGGGCCGUGCGGCCCGCCGACACCCAAGGGCGGCCCAACGGUGACCUUGCGAGCGCCGGGCCCCCCGCGUGGCCGCGGCCCCGGCAGGGCGAGCCCCGACACCGUGAGAAAGCAGAAAACGCCGCACCGCCCGAACGGGCGGCCCCGAGCCGAGGGACGAACCGCCGGACGGAGCGCGCGGCAGGCCCGGUGCUCGCUGCCGCCACAAAGCCCCGCGGCCCGGCCGGCCGGCCCGCAGCACCGGCACCGGCCCCGCCGCCGCACCGGGCCCGCCACGACGGCCCGCGCCGCCGCACCGAGCUUCCCCCGGCACCGGCCCUGCAGCUCCGCACCGCCACCGAGGCAGGGCGGAGCGCCGGGCAGCGGCCCGCUCCGGGGACUGCCGGUGCCGCGCACCCGCCUGCGCGUUUCCUCCCGCCCGCCGCCGGCCCACGCCUACCUGGCCGGCCCGUUCCUCGGGCCCCGCGCGGCACUAGGCCCGGCUGAGCGCCACGGCGUUUCCUGGGCGGCCGGCGGCAGCAAGCCCGCGGCGGCAGCGCCAGCCCCUCCCCCUGGCAGCGGUACGACGGCUGCUCCCCAGGCCGGGCGGAAACGGCACUGCGCGCACGGGGAUCCCCGGCGCCGGCGCCAGGGGCGCCCCGGCCACGCCUACUUGCGCUCCCCGUUGGCUGCCGCGGCGCCGCACCGCGCCCCGCCGGGCCGCCCGCCGCCGAUAUCGCCCCGCCUUCCCUCACUUCCUAUUGGUGGGCUCUUCGCCCGGCCCCUCCCGCGCUCUUUUUUCAUUGGGAGCCGCCCGCCCGCCCCGCCGCUCGCCUCACGGACGCGGCGUCCCACUGGCUCGCCAGGCUGCCAAUCAUCCGGGGAGGGCGGGACGACGCUAGCGCCGACGCGGUGCGGCCGGGCGGGCUGCGACGGUGCCCGCCGGCCGAGGCGCGCUACGUGCUGA